UCCCACUUGGCACUGCAACUUAUCCAUUAUUUGCAUUCUUUUUGGAAUCGGGCAAUUAUUGUCGACCACUCAUUCUUGAGGUCAGCGUUGUGGAUCAACUUGUCAUAGAUUCUGCAAUUCCUUUUUCCAGUGAGAAUUAGGAAGAGAUUGGAAAAAUGGCUUACAACCUUCAAUCCCUCCUCACCAUCCUACAGCAAAUCCUUGAUCCUCAACAAACAUGCUGGAAAUUUGAUCACAACAAACCACAACUCCAAUCCCUGUUCGAAAAGGUUGAAUCUCUGCUGCAGAUUCUUGAAAAGCCUUCCCUCACCAAUAUACUACCAAGUAAAUUGGAGAGCCGAAUCAGAGAUGCUUCAUAUAAAGCAGAAGACAUUAUUGAAUCACACAUGGUUUAUCAAAAGCUUUCCAACCCCCAAAGCCCGAGCUUGACCUUUUCCACACCAGAUCUGCAGCAAGUAACUGAAGAGCUGGAUUUGGCAAUGGAACAAGUGCAGAAGCUCAUGGAGAGGAAGAAGACGAUCUCAACUAGCCUUUCAUCAUCGAGUGGCGCUUCUUCCUCGCAUGAUGUGCAGCUAGCAAUUCAACAACUUGAAUCUGUAAACCUCGUGGAGGUGGUGGAAAAGAAGAUGCCAGCUUUAUGGACCUCCAAGAACAAUUUGGUGGGAGUUGAUGCAGAUAUGCUGCAGUUGAAGGAUCGACUUACAAAUAUGCAGACCAAGCUGGAGAUCAUCCCUAUUACUGGGAUGGGUGGCAUAGGUAAGUCCACUCUUGCUCGAAAUCUUUAUGAUGAUCGCCUCAUUAUUUCCCACUUUGAUUAUCGUGGUUGGGCUGCAAUUUCACAACUUCCCAAUAUGCGAGAUAUUCUAUUAAGUCUUCUUCGUCGCCCAGAUGAAAAGAUUGAUGAUGAACUAAAUGGAUGUAAUGAAGAUGAGUUGAAAGAUAUACUGUAUCAGAGGUUGUUUGGGCGCAGAUACAUGAUUGUGUUAGAUGAUAUAUGGAGCCCCAAGUUCUGGGAUGAGAUAAGGAUGUAUCUCCCAAACAACAAUAACAGGAGUCGAGUUGUGAUCACGACCAGGGAAGCUCAUGUAGCCCAAUAUAUUGUAAACUCCAAGAGUUUACAUCAUGACAUGCAAUUGCUUAAUAUGUCAGCAAGUUGGGAUUUACUUCGCCAAAUUGUGUUUGGAGAAGAGGAUUGCCCUCUUGAUUUCCAAUGGAUAGGAAUUAAGAUUGCGAGUGAAUGCGGCGGGCUUCCCCUUGCCAUUCAAGUUAUUGGUGGGCUAUUGUCAAAGGUCGAAAGAUCAAUAGAUGCAUGGAAGCAUCUUUCAACAGAUGUAAGAGCUUCCAUUGUUGAAUCUGAGGAGCGGUUCUCCAAUAUACUCUCCUUGAGUUAUAACCACUUACCCAUUUACUUGAAACCAUGUUUCUUAUAUAUGGGGGCUUUUCCAGAAGAUAGCAACAUAAAGGGAUCUAGACUUAUGAGGCUAUGGAUAGCUGAGGGAUUUGUGAAAUCUAUUGGUGAUAAGAGUUUGGAGGAAGAGGCUAAGGAUUAUUUAAAACUUCUCGUGGAGAGGAAUCUACUUUUGGUUACACAAAAAAAGCAAAAUGGGAAAGCAUUGAGUUACUCUGUCCAUGAUCUUUUGAGGGAUUUAUGUAUAAGGAAAGCUAAUGAGGAGAAGUUUUUACACGUUAAGAAUUCGAUGCGGCGUGUAAGUGUUGAGUCAUCAUAUGACAUGGAGGAUGUGUGUGCUUCACCCCAAUUAAUGUCACUUGCCCGAUCUUUUAUAUGCACUAGUGAUAAGAUCAAUGUAUCCCCUGUUUUAUGCAUGUUAAGAUUGGUUAGGAUCUUGGAUAUUAUGGGUAUGUUAUUGGAGGAGUUCCCAGAAGAAAUUUUACAACUUGUCAACCUACGCUACUUAGCUAUCAACUGCUCUUCGGGUUUACCUGAUGGAAUGUCAAGAUUGCACAAUCUGCAAACCUUGAUUUGUCCACACUUUAUGCGCUAUGUGACAUCUGAAUUAUGGGAGAUGUAUGAGCUAAUACAUAUUAAGUUUGCAGAAUUUAUAAUGAAAAUCAAGAAGAUAAAAUUUGAUCUCAAGAAGCUGCAGACUCUUUACAUUGUGUGGAUAACUCCUAAGCUGAUUAGUAGUGGCUUUUUUGAAGGAAUACCAAAUAUCAUAAAGUUGGGAAUCUAUUAUGAAGACUCACCAAACAUUGAAGUUGAUCUUAGCCAUCUUCACAAGCUCGAAAUAUUGCUUUGCGAAUCUCAAUUGGAUAAAGAUGGUAGCCGUUUUCUGCACAAACUCAGAUUUCCAUCUAAUCUUAGAAAGUUAUCUCUUCUUGGUUGUGUAGUAUUUAGAAGUUUGUUGACAACUCUGUGUACACUACCGAAUCUGGAAGUGCUGAGAAUAAUGGAUUGUCCAUUCGAAAGAGAGGGAGAAACGGCGGAAGAGGAAGAGGAAGAGUGGGAGGUGACAGAAGGAGAUCAAUUUCGCUCACGGCUGUUCCUUCUGUUACAAUUCUUAAAUCUGGUGCGCUGGAAAGCCAAUGAGACCAACUUCCCUAAACUCCGGAAGCUGCAUGUAUUAAACUCUAAUAGGCUAGAGGAAAUCCCCAGCGCCAUUGGAGAUAUCUCAACUCUCCAAGAAAUUAGUAUUGUUGAAUGCGGCGCUUCUAUAGUGGCCUCGGCACAACAAAUUAUAAAGGAGCAGCAAGAAGAGUACGACAACUUCGACCUCAAAUUGUAUAUACGUUAGAACCCAAAAGGGGCGUAUGAAAAUCUCUUAAAUUUUGUCAAUCUAUGUUGGUAUCCUCGAGAAAGCAAUACUGCGAUGGCGCCGGAAAAGGAAAGGCUUCUGCGGACUUGAAGUCCAAGCUGAUGAGACUCUUCACGAUCCGAAUCAAGAGAGUGACGCGGAAGAGAACUUCUUCAAGGCCAGCAGGAAGCAAGCUGAGGAGCGUGUCGAGAGGUCCGUUGUCAAAGUGCAGGCUAUGUUCCGUUCAAGACAAGCGCAGGAAGAGUACAGAAGGAUGAAACUAGAAUGCAGUCAACUGGAAUACGAAGAACUGCUCCAUCCUGAUACUGAAAUGGUAUGAGAAAGGUGUUUCUAACGCGGUAAAAAAGCUCAUCUCGGCUCGACUGGACUCCUUCGCGUAGAUUUGUAAAUUUUUGAACUUGAGUAGGCCCCUUUGUUUGGAUGAUUGCAUCUCUCCCCCUUUACAAGUUAUAUGGAGUUUUGGGGGAGGUCACUUCUCUUACUAAGUUGAUCUUGAUUCUCAUGAA
Messenger RNA from Salvia splendens (bonfire salvia), 3280 nucleotides. Its product is annotated as putative late blight resistance protein homolog R1B-16. The record is from RefSeq and is a predicted model, not a curated record. Bases 156 to 2753 code for a protein of 865 amino acids. Gene Ontology annotation, biological process: defense response to other organism. The transcript has 3 exons. Lineage: Eukaryota; Viridiplantae; Streptophyta; Magnoliopsida; Lamiales; Lamiaceae. Gene Ontology annotation, molecular function: ADP binding.